AUGGUCAAGACGGGCUUCGACCCGGCCACCUACCGGCUCAACCUGCACCUCCACUCGCUCAUCUCCUCCGGCCGCCUCGCGCAGGCCCGCGACCUGUUCGACCGAAUGGCGCCGCACCGGAGCAACGCCUUCUCCCUCAACCGCAUGCUCUCCGGCUACGCCCGGUUCGGCCAGGCCUCCGCCGCGCACAGCCUCUUCCUCUCCUCCCCGCCCCGCCUCCGCGACGCCGUCACCUGGACCGUCAUGAUGGGCGCGCUCGCCGCCGCCCCCGGCCGCGCCGCCGACGCCGUGGCCCUCUUCCGCGACAUGCUCCGGGAGGGCGUCGCCCCGGACCGCGUCGCCGUCUCCACCGUCCUCAACGUGCCCGCCGACUCCACCACCACCGCGUCGCUCCACCCCUUGGCCGUCAAGCUCGGCCUCCUCCGCUCCAGCGUGGUCGUCUGCAACACGCUGCUCGACGCCUACUGCAAGCACGGCCUCCUCUCCGCCGGCCGGAGGGUGUUCCGGGAGACGCCGCACAGGGACGCCAUCACCUACAAUGCCAUCAUCAUGGGGUGCUCCAAGGAGGGCCUCCAUGGGGAGGCGCUGGACCUGUUUGCCGACAUGCGCCGCGCGGGCCUCGGCGCCACCCAGUUCACCUUCUCCAGCGUACUCACCGUGGCUACGGGCACCGGCGAUCUCUGCCUCGGCCGCCAGGUCCACGGCCUCGUCGCCAGAUCUAUCUCCGCGUGCAACGUGUUCGUCAACAACUCGUUGCUGGACCUGUACUCCAAAUGUGACUGCCUCGACGAGAUGGAGAAGCUGUUCGAGGAGAUGCCGGAGCGCGACAACGUCUCGUACAAUGUCAUGAUUGCUGGCUAUGCUUGGAGCAGGUGCGCUGCCACCGUGCUGCGGCUGUUCAGGGAGAUGCAGCUGCUCGGUUUCGACAGGCAGGCCUUGCCUUAUGCUACUUUGCUGAGCGUGGCUGGCUCACUGCCUCACAUUGGGAUUGGGAAGCAGAUACACGCUCAGCUGGUCCUCCUUGGCAUUUCUUCAGAGGAUCUCGUCGGCAACGCUCUGAUCGACAUGUACUCGAAAUGCGGCAUGCUGGAUGCGGCAAAGGCCAAUUUUGCCCACAAAAAUGACAAGACUGGCGUCUCGUGGACAGCGAUGAUAACUGGCCAUGUCCAGAAUGGGCAGCAGGAAGAAGCUCUGCAGCUGUUCUGUGACAUGAGAAGAGCUGGUCUGAGCCCAGACAGGGCGACGUUUUCAAGCAUCAUCAAGGCUUCCUCGAGCCUUGCAAUGAUCGGGUUAGGCAGGCAAUUGCAUUCCUAUCUCAUAAGAUCAGGCCACAUGUCCAGCGUGUUCUCGGGAAGUGCCCUUCUUGACAUGUAUGCAAAGUGUGGCUGUUUGGAAGAGGCGCUCCAGACAUUUGAUGAGAUGCCUGAGAGGAAUUCCAUCUCGUGGAAUGCUGUUAUUUCAGCCUACGCGCACUAUGGGCAGGCAAAGAAUGCCAUCAAGAUGUUUGAAGGUAUGCUUCGCUAUGGGUUUAAACCGGAUUCAGUCACCUUCUUGAGUGUACUGUCAGCAUGCAGUCACAACGGUCUUGCAGAAGAAUGUAUGAAAUACUUUGAAUUGAUGAAGCAUGAGUAUGACAUGUCCCCCUGGAAGGAACACUAUUCGUGUGUUGUCGAUACAUUAGGUCGGGUGGGACAUUUCGAUAAAGUUCAGAAAAUGUUGAGUGAGAUGCCAUUCGAAGAUGAUCCGAUCAUUUGGAGCUCUAUUCUUCACUCGUGUAGGAUCCAUGGAAACCAGGAUUUAGCUAGAGUUGCAGCUGAGAAAUUGUUCAGCAUGGGGCCCACAGACGCGACACCGUACGUUAUACUGUCCAACAUAUAUGCGAAAGCUGGUAAAUGGGAAGAUGCUGCACGUGUGAAGAAGACCAUGAGAGAUCGAGGACUUAGGAAAGAGUCGGGUUACAGUUGGGUUGAAUUCAAACAAAAAAUCUACAGCUUUUCUUCGAAUGACCAAACCAACCCAAUGAUAGCUGAGAUUAAGGACGAGCUAGAGAGGUUGUACAAAGAGAUGGAUAAACAAGGAUAUAAGCCUGACACUAGCUGUGCCUUGCAUCAAGUGGAUGAUGACCUAAAGUUGGAGUCACUGAAAUACCAUAGUGAGAGAUUGGCCAUUGCGUUUGCUCUGAUCAACACCCCACCAGGGACGCCAAUUAGAGUUAUGAAGAAUCUAUCUGCCUGCCUAGACUGCCAUGCUGCCAUCAAGAUGAUGUCGAAGAUUGUGAACAGAGACAUCAUUGUAAGAGAUUCAAGCAGAUUCCACCAUUUCAAGGAUGGAGUUUGUUCUUGUGGGGACUAUUGGUAG
Lolium perenne is the source of this 2358-nucleotide messenger RNA. Its product is annotated as putative pentatricopeptide repeat-containing protein At2g01510. Gene Ontology annotation, molecular function: zinc ion binding; oxidoreductase activity; RNA binding. Gene Ontology annotation, biological process: RNA modification. Lineage: Eukaryota; Viridiplantae; Streptophyta; Magnoliopsida; Poales; Poaceae. The record is from RefSeq and is a predicted model, not a curated record.